Thunnus maccoyii (southern bluefin tuna) is the source of this 4369-nucleotide messenger RNA. RefSeq lists its product as uncharacterized. The coding region runs from base 81 to 3362 and encodes 1093 amino acids. The record is from RefSeq and is a predicted model, not a curated record. The transcript is spliced from 9 exons. Lineage: Eukaryota; Metazoa; Chordata; Actinopteri; Scombriformes; Scombridae.
UACAGUUGCAAUCAGACUGCAGAGAGUUUUGCGUGCAGCAACACUUAAAACUACAUUUUUAAUGGAAGUUGAGCCACUGGAUGCUUCAAAGCAUCAUGGUCAAAAUCCACCAAUCAAUAGUUAAACCUGGGGGCCAGUUCGAAAUACAGUGCUCAAAUAUCAGCAAGACUUUGUUUCACUGCCUUCUGUGUCCCAAAUUCAAGCCAACUACCAGCAAGAAGAUCCAGAGACACAUGGAUUGCCAUAUCAGCACUGCAUUGCAUGUUAAAGAUAACAUCAUCUGCAGAUGCAAUCAGCCAUGCAGACUCACGGGUCAUUAUCAUUGCCCCUACUGUGAAAAAACAAUCAUACGGAGGGAAGAUAUGGAAAGCCAUGCGCUCGGAUGUCAAAAUAAACCUCCUCCAUCACUCACAUUGGAACCACUCUUAUUGCCAUCACUACUCUGCACUGCUGCUUCCCAGGAGAUUUCAAGAUGCCCUUCUUCAGCGACAACAUCGGCAGCAGUACCCCCUUCUCCACCUGCAAAAUCACCAGAACCCCCACAUGCUACAUCGGCAGUGCCCCUUUCUCCAUCUGUGACAUCAGUAGUUGCCCCUUCUCCAUCUGUGACAACAGCAGUACCCCCUCCUCCAGCUACGACAUCAGCACUACCCCCUUCUCCAGCUACGACACUGGCAGUACCCAACUCAGAGCCUCACCCAAGCCUGUUGAAUCUGCUGGAGGAGCCUAUGGAGUGUAAUACAUCAGUAGUAGAGCAAGACCAUUGUUAUACGCUUCCACCCUCAGUUUCUCUCCACUCCCCUGUAGCUUCACCAGUAUCCAGCGAUAUCCCCGCAGCUUCACAACCAGAGGCCUCGAGCACAGAUGCUCGUUCACCCGAGGGCUCAGUUAAGGAUGCUGCAUCGUAUCCUGACACAAUGACGCUGCCGUCUUACGGUAUCAGAAGUUUAAGAUUAGUGCGGUGCCCUCACUGCUCGCUUCGUCUUUACAAGAAAAACCUGGGUGCCCACAUAAAGAGGAAGCAUGGGGGGCUAAAGGAUAUUACUGCUGCUUCACAUCUUAAAAACGUGUGUGUUGAUGAAACACGUGGAAUAUUUGCUGUCCAAAGAGUUGCUCAUGGGUUCUCUGUGCCGAUACAUGUACAGCGCAAAACAUGGGGAAAACAUCAUCAGAUAAAAUGUGGGUUGGAGGAAUGUCACAAGUACCAGUUGCUUGCAAAGCAGAGUGGGCUAAUUUACAGCUUGUGUGAGCACAUUCGAUCGCUGGAUUACUGCACCAAGAUUGCUUGCGAGGAGUUUCUUAAUCCGGAGGUUCUUGAGGAAUUGGUGUCUCUGCAUAUUGUCGAAGAAUCUAUGAUGGCAACCUGCAAAUUGAGGCAAAAAGGAGCAGAGAAAGACCAUGUGCCUUUUUCUGUGUUGGUGGAUUUGGGAGGUUCCACACAUCAACUUUGUCUCUCUGUGCAUGAGCCCAAAAUACGCAGUUUCUCCUCCUUUGGGAGAGUUAUAGUCACUUAUAACUUGAAAAAACAAACCUGGCAUUGCCCCUGUACCAACCCUCGUAAAUCAUGUCCACACAAGAGCAUCGGUAAGUGGCACGUGUUUCAAACUAGGAAAGACCUCCUGCCCGCUUCAACGCAAGAGACAUUUCAGUCUCACAGUAAUCCUGCUACCACAGAGCUGGAGAGAAGUGUGAGAUACACUUAUGCAGAGAAGAAAAUACCUGCAACUCUUCCUGGAGAUGCCACUGCACCAAGAGCACUGACAGAUUAUCCUGCAUGUUUGAUUCCUACUGAAGAAACAUGCAAGCUCUGUCAAGGCCAUCCCAGAUUAGAAGAUGGAUUUCUCAUCACAGACAAAGCUACAAUAGUCAGCAUGAAUGGUGUAAAUCACAACAUCUCGACUUACAAUAAAAGAUGCCCUAAAUGCCACAUGGACUACCGGUACCAGGAAUGGCGAGAUGGUCUUCACAACUUUAAUGAUCAUGUCAUCUUGACUCUAGAGCUUUGCCUCUAUAUGCGAUACAACCUACAGAAUCAUGUGUCGGUGUCCAGACUGAUCAGCUGUUUGGAGAGUUUUCGGGGCCAAAAGUUUCCCGCGAUCAACAUCAUUUUUCAAGCCUAUUGUCACUUCGAGGCUUUGAACAACACAGAGUACAGUUACUCCUGCGUAAACUGUGGCUUUUCCCCUGCUGUUGUCAUGAUGGACAUCCACAGAAACAGAGUCUCCAAACUGGAGGUGAGUGAAUUGGAAACACCUCCUGAAGACUUUGAUGGACAACACAACAUAGAGGACUUCUGGGACUCUGUACAUCUGGAAAUGAUCAGUCAAGGCUUUUUUCCCAACUCUUCAACAAAUCCGUUUUUGGUUCGUCCAUCUUAUGAACGCUGGGCUCCUUGGAUUGGGAAGGAAACCCGCAAAUCCGAUAGUGUCCUCAACACCGAAUUCAAAAAGAUGCCCACAUCUGAGACUGCGGGAGAACUAAGUAGUGUAACUGCAGACCGUCUUUGUGAGGAUUUGCUCAAACAAAAUGAAGCAACUCUCCGAAGUCUGUGCAAAAGUUCCAGUGUUGACUCUAGUGGAUCUCGUGCAGAUCUCAUCUUCCGGCUGAGGGAGAAAGUGAAGAAUCAACAGACUUAUGUCAAAGUGCAUCAAUCUAUCUGGGGUACCUCUGGUGGAUGGUGUGUAGUUUCUUGCCCCCAUGGCAUCGUUUACAGUCUGAAAUUCAACUUGCAGACAGAAAGUCCAAGAGAUUUUGCUGACCUUCUCCUGUCAUGGAAACAUUUCCCAAAUGUCUGCCUGUAUGACUCAGCACAUGGUUUAGCAACACACACAAACUCACGAGUUCCUGACAACCCCCCUUUUCAUCCACAUGAAGGAAAACCAGCUGCUCCGACAUCAAAGAACUUGGCUAAAGCAGUUCAUCGGAAACUGAAGGUGCCCCUGCCAUGGCUCAGAGAAAAACUUGAGCAUUCAGAAGAAAAUGCACAUCCGGUAACUGGAUCAAGCCACCAUUACGCACUUCACGACAGACUUCACCAGGGUAACACAAAAGACCCACAUGAUGUGUUGCGAAGGGUUAAUCUGGUACCAGAACUCCAGGACUGUGUUAACAGUAAGCUGGUGAAGCGGCUGUUUACUUACAUGAGAAAAAACAAUUAUUUCCUGAACAGCGUGGCACCUUCCACACACAUGUUCAUAAUGAGAAACAUGAUCGAACACAGGAACGUGUGUUGUAACUCACAGCUUCUGGAAACGCAGUUAAAACGAAUUCAGCAACUCCAACCCUCGGACCCCACUGCCAUGUCCGACACGGGUCAGACCGCCACGGAUGACUCCCAUUGCCAAUCACAUGGAACAACUUAAUUUUCUGAAAGGAUAAGGCAAGCUGAUUCGUUUGUACUGAAGAUAUGAAUCACACAUACACAAAUAUGUUGUUAUUUUUUUGAAAACGCUAAUUUCCUAAAACAGCUGGUUACUGUUAUACUUAAACAGGAGUAAAUAGUGCGUUUCUUGGAAUAUUUUCAGUUGUGGAUUUGAUGUGCUAGAGAGUAUUAUUGUACUAAUAAACUACCUACCAUACAGUCUAUCAGGCUUAGGUUACACAGACAACACUUGUGAGGAGAAAUUCAUUUUUUGGUUUUGGUCAUUAUGUGUGAUUCGCAGGCAAGAAAAAUAUAGAAUAUUUUCUUUUUUUCCUGCUAUGAGUUUGAGUUUGAUAUUCCACUAAAACUUGUUUUUAGUUUGUGUCAGUAUUACAACUUGAAGCCUCUGUACACUGAUGGUUUGAGUGUAUCUUUUGAUACUGGUAGAGAUCUCCUACAGUUUGGACAGCCGGUAAUUUUUUGCACAUUUUGUUGUCAUCUGAAUAUUUCGUGAGAUACACUGUUGAAACGAAAAAAACAAUAGCUUUGUCGUUUUCUUAAGAUUUGUUUUACUGAGAAUAUUUUUCAAAAAACAUCUCGUCCUUUUACCCAACAACAGCUUAAAAAACAUGCUCUUCAUCAAACAGCAUAAUUUAAGGCAUGUGUGCUUUUUAAAACACAUAUCUGUUUAUUCAUAUUUUGCGAGGUGGCAGGUUUGGAAAGACAAAGGUAAAAUAAUUCACACAUGAGCCAAAAUAAGAAUGCGUUUUUUUUGGUUUUAGCUGGAACAACUGCUCACUAAAACAAGAAAUGAAAAUGCAGUUUGUUAAAGACAAUGUAUAACCACAUCUUGGUCCCAUGAAGAAAUAUCAACCUUUAUCUAUAUACUCUGUAACAAUAUUCAUCUGUAGUUUUUGUACAAUAAUACACGUAGAAAUAUAUCCAGCCACAGUACAGAAUGUCCAGCUUUGUCCCUUUUUUUGAAUUAAAAUAAGAAUCUACAACAAA